CUUCAGAGUGCCCAGCGAGAUGAGCUACUGAAGAGGAUUGAGGACCUGGAGGCAUGCAAUCCUCUGGAGGCUCCCACUGAGCACUUGGAUCAGUGCCAUGGCUCCUGGCGCCUGCUGUUCUCUACAGUCACCAUCCUGGGACGGAGGAGGAUCAAGCUAGGGCUGAGAAACAUUGUCAAUGUGGGGGCGCUCACACAGCACAUUGACAUUGUCACUCGCCACACGGUGAAUAAGGUCAAUUUCGACAUUCUGGUGUUUGGAAAGUUCAAGGGUGCCUUGACUAUUGAAGCCAGCUAUGAGCCGGUGUCCCCAACCAGAGUAGCCAUCAAGCUGGAGAAGGCGACACUGGUGCCAGAGCAGUUUCAGCAGCUAUUUCAGAAGAAUUAUCAGCUGUUGAUGGAUAUAUUCAAUCCGGAUGGCUGGCUGGACAUUACCUUUGUAGAUGCCCAGCUUCGCAUAGGCAGAGACGACAAGGGCAAUGUAUUUGUUUUGGAGAGAACAUAG
Messenger RNA from Coccomyxa subellipsoidea C-169, 504 nucleotides. Its product is annotated as PAP fibrillin. The transcript is spliced from 3 exons. The record is from RefSeq and is a predicted model, not a curated record. The annotation marks the transcript as partial. NCBI's taxonomy places the organism in Eukaryota, Viridiplantae, Chlorophyta, Trebouxiophyceae, Coccomyxaceae.